AUCGUUCAGACGCACUUAUCUAAUUUGUAUGUAGCGUAUAAAAUAUUGUUAUUUCAAUAAUUCUGAAACAACAUUUAUUAUCGUCAUGUCGGAGUCUUAAGAAUGAAAUGAUUUCUGCUGAUUGGCUUAAGUUAAGCGAAAAAUAUUCGCUUCAUAAUAGAGGAACAAAGAGGCGCGGAUGUUGUUGUGGCCAAUAGCAAAUCCUAAACUAAACAACAGGUAACGAAUAAGAAAUACGAUCAACUACUUCGAUGUCGUGUUGUUUAAAGUAACAAUUUCAAAACAGAGUUGAGAACUGAGUAGUCGGGAAUUAGUAGAGUUUUUUUAGAUCUGAAUCGGCGUCUCCGAUUUUUUAGCGAGGUGUUUUUUUUUUCUCUCUCGGGUUUCAUUUGAAACAUGUCAGACGAAGAACGAAUACAUCUGGUGUCGCAAAAAGCGCGUGAAAGCGAAGAAUCCGCGAAACCAGCAGCUGCGGGAGCAGAUGGCGGUGAAUCUUCCGAUGCUGAAACGGCGUUCGAAGACGUUCCAGUCUACAUUACAUGUCCUUACUGCCAUGAAAAAAUAGUGACUCGGACGAGUUUCAAAUCUGGAAAAUACACAUAUUGGACAUCAGCUUGUCUCUGUAUAUUUCAGUGCUACUGCUGUAUGUGGAUACCAUUCAUAUUGGAUGGACUCAAGAACGUCGUUCAUUCCUGCCCAAAGUGCGGCGCCAAGCUUAGUGAAUAUAGUCGCUUUAGAGUCGAUCGUAUAUGGAACAAGAAGAAGAAACAUAGACAAGCGCAACACAAUUACACAAGAGGAUAACCUGGCGUGUCCACACUGAAACAGUUUGAGCCGGGACGCACGUUUAGCUUGAUUCUAUCUAGACUGUCUUCUUUAAUGAAGGACAACGUAACGAGGGAAAAUUGGGUUGGCACUAGUUCAAACGACUGGAGAGUGUUUUUUGUACAGAGGAAGCGUUUCCGUAGAGACUAAAGAGUUCAUGCACCGAAUACCUUGACUAACAGAUAUUCCAAGGGUUACGUUAAAGUUGUCUUACUUUUUUUCACGUCGACAGAGAAAUUUCUGAGCUUGAAGACUCUAAGUAAUUUCGGAAAUAUUUUUUUCAGGCAUGCCAAUAAGUCCUUAACGGACUUUACAGACUGUGAUGUGUUUACCACCCGUUUUCCGCAAUCUAGAAUUAUUUUAUUUCAUAUCGCGCUUAAGGCUUGUGAAGGGACGAAAGAAAAACAAACCUGGGCGAUUUGUUUAUGAAUGAUUUCUCUUAAGUAGUCAAAUGUGCGUGUAAUGAAAAUCAGCUGAAUCUUCAGGGGACACAGAAUUGUACUUUCAAAGCUUGUAAACUUAUAAUAAUAAAACCAGUUUUAAAAGAGAAGAUUGUUUUUACUGACUGUACCGUGAAUAAACAAUUAAAUUUAUCCUCAAGAUACACUGAGAAUAAGAAACAGUUUUCCACGUACAAUUGUAUCCAACUUUCAUGAUGAUCAAAGUCAAAAGAAACAUUUUCUUUUGCCAUAGAUCAUCACAUGUCGCGAGCAUGCUAAGUCAGAACUCGAACUUGCUUCAUGUAGCUUCCCACAGUCCAUACCUGGAAGACCUCGGGAGAUAUUCAGCGAGUUUAGCCCUCAGCUUAGUUUAUAAGAAGUGGACUGUAAUGUCCUCUAAAGUAUCUUUUUCUUGUGCUUGAAUUUGCAUCCGCCGGCCGCCUGUUUAGUGGACCCAUUGCGAGUUGGGUGGAUGACCUGUGGCUGUCAUUCCCAGUGCACUCUCUUUGCUUUUACCGGUACAUCAGUGUCACUUACAUGAAGAAGAUUUGCAUCUUUUGGAAGCCUUAGGAUGGACACGGAAAAUGAGAAGAAACCUAGUGUUAAUGACGAUUUUGUUUGUAAGAAGCAUGUAAAAUUCUUUAAACGAUGCCUUGAUGUACUACCCGCAGCAUAUUCCUCUUUAGAUACUAGCAGGUUUGUACAUAGAGUAAUUGACAGAUACGGUAUUGUACCCUUCGUAAAGUUUAUCUUUGGCGUUUAUUUGCUCUGUUCUCCCGGUAGUUUCUUACAUGUCUGGUUUACUUUGACAGCAAUUUUCUUUUCCUCUCCUUACGCUUCUGUGAAAGAUGAGUAGAUGUGAGGUGUAUGUGUAGUGUUAUCAUCAACAGAUGAGCUGUAAUCUUAAAGAGGUUUAAACAGUAACUUUUUUCAAGUAAUUAAAAAUUGUGUUUACAAACAAACUUCAUCAUUGAAGUUCAUUAGGCUUAAGUUUAUUUGAGUAACAAUACAGGACGCAACAGCUAUGAAUUUGGAAGUUUCUGCGGUACUAUAGUUACGUAAGUAUCACAAGCUUUCAAAGACAUGAGUGAAAUGAUGUUAAAAGAAGGUUGAAUGACUAUCAUCUAUGACUGUUGCUGUUGGUGUAUUACUGUGUAAAGGCUAGGUAUGCAUCUGUGACAGUUCAAUUAUUUGCCACAGUGGUAAAGUAUGAGAAUAUUCCCUCUUGGGUGAAUGAAAUCAUGCGUAGAGACUUUCUUUUAAUCUUCAGUUAUGUCAGUAGCCCGACUUUUAGCUCACAUUUCAUCAUGUUUAAUUUUAUUAAUAAAGGUUAAAGGUUAAUAUUUUGACUCAAUAUUUUGUAAGAUGAAGUUCUAUCAGAAUUUCAAACAUUUUCAUGGCACAGUUUUGGAAGGUCCUCACAUUGUUUUCAGAAUUCAAUAUGAGUCAUGUCUUUCAUUGUCUGAUCUAGAUCUAAUCAGUCUCCAUAGCGCUGUUUCAACGCCCGGUCACUUGGUGGAAUCCUACCCAACAGCCUGGUGGUGGAGGAGGUGGGGGGGAGGGAAGGGGGUACUCUACAAAAUUCCAUAUGGGGUGGUACUUCCCUGAGGUCCUUGAUCCCUUACCCUUUUGUAUACAAUUUUGACAGAAAAAGUACCCCUUUCAUAUAUCUUCAAUUGAAAAACAGCACCGCUCUUGCAUACUUUGAUAACAUGCCCAUAUUAUGAACAAAUCACAAAAAAGGAAGCCUUUCUGUGAUUUUCAUGAAAGUAUGUGAAGUCUGCAUACAAGCCAAGUGGCCCA
This is a messenger RNA of Orbicella faveolata, 3068 nucleotides long. Its product is annotated as LITAF domain-containing protein-like. Gene Ontology annotation, molecular function: zinc ion binding. NCBI's taxonomy places the organism in Eukaryota, Metazoa, Cnidaria, Anthozoa, Scleractinia, Merulinidae. The record is from RefSeq and is a predicted model, not a curated record.